Molecule: messenger RNA, 1018 nt
Organism: Hordeum vulgare subsp. vulgare (domesticated barley)
Lineage: Eukaryota; Viridiplantae; Streptophyta; Magnoliopsida; Poales; Poaceae
Exons: 5
Coding region: 1-1011 (336 amino acids)
Source: RefSeq, a predicted model, not a curated record
AUGCAGUUGAUAGAGUACGCUCUCGCGUGCCAACCGCUGACAUUCGAUGCGCCUCUCGUGUCCCAGCACCUGAAGACCAUAGAGCUUGAAAGGGUCAACCUUGAAUGCUCCGCUCUGAAUUUCUCUGGCUGCCCGGUAUUAGAGGGUCUGAAGAUGAUACAUUGUUGGACUUAUGCACGCAGCCUACCUUCUGAAUCACUGAAGUAUCUGUGCAUCACCGGUUCUUGUUCUAUGCUUGAUGAUUCCCACAUGAGGAUUUACACCCCGGCUCUUAUCUCACUACAACUUGAUGAUUUUCAUGGCUCGGCCCCUUACCUUGAAAACAUGCCAUAUCUAGUAGCAGCCCAGCAAUGCUACACAUACAUAAAUUUACAUAGGUUUUACAAAAAGAUGGAUUUUGAUUCAGCAUACGUUCGCGUUGGCAAGGGAUGCUGCAAUUCCACGUUCUGUAACAUAAACAUGGAGGAGGACUGUGAUGUUCCUUGCUGUGAUUGUCAUGCGUAUCCUGUUGAUGAGGGUGUGCUUCUCAAUGGCUUGACUCAUGCUGUCAAUUUGGGGUUGAUUGCUGAACCUGAAAAGAUUAUCUACAGCUGGGAUUUGGAACGACGCCCUAUAUUUGGCAACUUAAAGACUCUGCUUCUCAAUGAGUGGUUCACGACUAUAUGUAAUACUGAGAAACUCAUUGGAACAACAGGAGCACAAGAAACAGUAAAAGAAUCAUUUGUGUGCGCUCACCUUAAGGUUGUGAACAUUGAAUGUGGAAAAGUCGACGAGGGAAUUCAUAAAAUUUUGAAGAUCUUGAGUACGUGUGGUGUACCUCACCAGCAAAUUAGCAUCAAGGAUCCAUGUUCUCGCUCAGACCGAAAGUUCCUUUGCCGUUCUUCAGUCUCAGUAUGUUUUUGCAAUGUCAUCACUGCUUUGUUUGUCAUGUUCUGCUGUAAUUACAUGUCAACUUUAGUCUAUGAAAACAUUGCAAAACCAUUAUAUCCAAUAUCAAUUAUGGUUUCGUAAAAAAAAA